CUGGUUGGCUGGGUGCUUUCCAAACACGGAAGUGACGUCAAAGCAACCAUACAGUUUCGGUAAUUACAAAGGAGCCUGUCCCUCGUGCGGUCCGCUGCUUGUCCACCUUUCCACUCGGGUCGCCCCGCCGAGGACAGCGCUAUGACGACCUUGUCCUGUCCGCUUCGGUCUCUCCUGAAACACACGGACUGUCUGCGGAGGGCAGCCGUCUCCCGCCAUGUCUUACCCGGCUCCCCUCAGCGCUCACUCGGGGCUAGUUUGUGGAGGCGGAAUUUCAGGGCAUUGUCCCACGGAGCCACCGGUGAGCUGCUGUCGCUCCAGUCCGGAGCCAAAACCAGCGCAGCAUCUGCAUGCAGCAGCUCUUCAGACGGCCAGGACGUCACUCAGAAGCUGUGGUCUGUUUACACUGAGACCAAAAGGCAGACAGAAGUUAUGUCCACCAGCUCUGUCGACCCGGACACCAUUUUUGCCAACAACGAGAUGAGUCUGCGAGACAUCGAGAUCUACGGCUUUGACUAUGACUACACCCUGGCAUUUUACUCCAGCCACCUCCACACGCUCAUCUUCAACAUCGCACGAGACAUCCUCAUCACCAACCACAGGUACCCAGAGGGCCUGCGAAAGUACGAGUAUAUCCCAGACUUUGCUGUGAGGGGGCUUCACUACGACGUCCAGAAGGCACUGCUGAUGAAGAUAGAUGCUUUUCACUACAUCCAGUUGGGCACUGUAUACAGAGGUCUUGAUCCGGUUCCCGAUGAGGAAGUGAUAGCCAUGUACGAAGGAAGUCAUGUGCCUUUAGAGAUCAUGAGUGACUUCUAUGGCAAGAGCACACACGAACACACGAUGAAGCAGUUCAUGGACAUAUUCUCCCUCCCUGAGAUGACGCUCCUCUCUUGUGUCAACGACUUUUUCAUGAGGCACAACAUCGACUAUGAGCCCGUCCAUCUCUACAAAGACGUAAAGGAAGCAAUCAGAGAUGUUCACGUCAAGGGCAUCAUGUAUCGAGCAGUGGAGGCAGAUACAGAGAAAUACAUUUGUUAUGGUGAGCAAAGCCACGCUGUGCUGAGGAAGCUGUCAGCAUACGGAAAGAAGAUGUUUCUCAUCACCAACAGCCCUUUUGACUUUGUGAAUCGUGGAAUGAGCUACAUCGUGGGAGAGGACUGGAGGGACCUGUUUGAUGUUGUUAUUGUCCAGGCUGACAAACCUAGUUUCUUUAAUGACAGAAGGAAACCUUUCAGGCGAGUGACAGAUAAAGGUGCUUUACUGUGGGACAGAAUCCACAGGUUGGAAAGGGGGCAAAUCUACAAACAGGGAAACCUGUACGAGUUCCUCAGACUCACCGGCUGGAGGGGAUCCAAAGUACUUUACUUUGGAGAUCACAUUUAUAGCGACUUGGCAGAUCUGACUCUGAAACAUGGCUGGAGGACAGGCGCCAUCAUCCCUGAGCUGCGGAAGGAGAUCAAGAUCAUGAACACACAGCAGUACGCUCACAUGAUGACCUGGUUACAAGCGCUAACUGGACUCAUCGAACAGAUGCAGGUGCACAGAGAUCCCGCGACUCAAGCUGUGGUCGAGGAGUGGAUAAAAGAAAGAGAAGCCAUGAAACCACAUACCAAAGACAUCUUCAACGCUCAGUUCGGGAGCCUCUUCCGCACAGAUCAUAACCCCACCUACUUCUCACGGCGACUCUCCCGCUUUGCUGACAUCUACAUGGCCACCAUCAGCUGCCUGCUCAACUAUGACCUCAAGCACAUCUUCUUCCCUCGCCGCACUCCUCUUCAACACGAGGCCUUGUUUCGACCCGAACACGAUCCUUCUGCAUCUUCUCCGCCUCUGCAGGACUGAAGCAAAGUCUGACCUAAAUAGUUCAGGAAGUCUUAACCGAAGCAAUCGAUAUUAUUAAUUCGCCUCCAUCAGUGCACCAUAGAGCAGCUGUGGCUAUGUUAUAGCUCAUCACCACCAGGGUGUGAAUGUGUGUGCAUGGGUGAAAGACUGAUUGUGUUGUAAAGCGCUUUGGGGGGUAGUUAUUUAGAACUAUCAGAUUGUCAUAAUCAAGGAAACUGUUGAAGUUUGAGAUUAUUUAAUCCAGUUAUUUAUAGUUGUCCUUUCAAAGGAGGAAGAGAGGAUGAAUGUUUGCUUUUAAAGCCAAACUCGUGUAAAUUUAUUUAAGAGAAAUGGUGCAUUUUAUACCAUCCAAUCAGUAGGGGGCAGUCAUACACCAGAUUUUAUAUGUAUUUGUGUUGCCUUAUUGUCGUACUCUUCAGCUGCUGCAGUAGGAAUUUUACUCUGAGGCUCCAAACUCCAUUGACUUAAUCUGUUCACAUCACUGCAGACUAUGUAUUUAGGUAGAUUAAAUUUAAAUGUAGGCUUGACAUUGACACACAUACACACGCCUAAUGUCAAAUGGUUGCAAACAUUUCCAUCGAAGCCAGCCUGCAUGUCCAGUUUUCAUUAUUUAAUUUUUACCUGGAAUAAUGGAGCAUUGUUGCUUUAAUUUGUGUGAGCGCUGCUAUUUGGUGUGUGGAAGCAGUUGAGAUUUUUAAAGAGGACUGGUGAAACAUUUGAACUUGUCUUGAGAUUAAAGACAAAUCCUAGAAAAUGGGAUUUUAUUGGCAGUGACACUGACCAUUCUAGGACCUUCUGUUUGAGGAUUUGUUGAUGCUCUUUGUUUUAUCUACCAUUAGAAGGUCAAUGAGCUGAUCCUCACAGCACCGGUGUUAUUAAAGUGGUCUGACAGUUGCUGUAAUGGGAUUUAAUUUAUCAUGUGUCCGGCUGCAUUUAUUGUAGGUUCUAGUUUAUGGUUAAUCAUUAAGUUGUUCUAGAAAGUGGAAUCAAAUUUAGAGGAUUGUUUGGUUAAUAAAAUAAACUUUCUAAUUAUAA
This is a messenger RNA of Nothobranchius furzeri (turquoise killifish), 2880 nucleotides long. RefSeq names its product 5'-nucleotidase domain containing 3 (gene nt5dc3). Lineage: Eukaryota; Metazoa; Chordata; Actinopteri; Cyprinodontiformes; Nothobranchiidae. The record is from RefSeq and is a predicted model, not a curated record. Gene Ontology annotation, molecular function: 5'-nucleotidase activity.